Messenger RNA from Prosopis cineraria, 3168 nucleotides. Its product is annotated as disease resistance protein RPV1-like. The transcript has 7 exons. The record is from RefSeq and is a predicted model, not a curated record. Gene Ontology annotation, molecular function: protein binding; ADP binding. Gene Ontology annotation, biological process: defense response. Lineage: Eukaryota; Viridiplantae; Streptophyta; Magnoliopsida; Fabales; Fabaceae. Bases 1 to 3168 code for a protein of 1055 amino acids.
AUGGGCGGGAUCGGUAAGUCAACUCUUGCUCAUGUUGUCUAUGACAGAUUGAGAAACCAAUUUGAAAUUAGUUGUUUCCUUGGCAAUAUAAGGGGGUUUUGUGAAAGAUAUGAUGAUGAUAGCCAUCUUCGCUUACAAAAGAAGCUUCUUUCACGUCUUAACAUGAAAGGAAUGGUAAUUGAAAAUACAUAUCAAGGAAAGAACAAAAUCCGAGACCUUUUUCGUAAUGGAAAGGUUCUUCUUGUCCUUGAUGAUAUAAGUUCCAUUAGUCAAUUAGAGAAUUUGGCAGAAAGCAAAGACUGGUUUGGUAAUGGUAGUAGAGUGAUUAUUACAACUAGAGAUGUCCAAUUGUUGGCAUCACAUGGAGUGGAUAAUACUUAUAAGGUUGAAAUCUUGAACAAUGAAGAAUCACUUGGACUCUUUUCAAGCAAAGCUUUCAGAAGUGAUCAACCUAGAGAGGGAUAUUUGGAAUUGUCCACAUCCAUGGUUGAUUAUGCUGGGGGCCUUCCUUUAGCACUAAAAGUUUUGGGGUCCUUUCUUUAUGGAAAAAGUGCACUUGAAUGGAGAGAUGCUUGGGACAAAUUGGAGCAAGUUUCACAUGAUGAUACUCUUAAGAUACUUAAAAUAAGUUAUGAAGGGUUAGAUGAGGAAGAAAAGACAAUAUUUUUGGAUAUCGAUUGCAUUUUUAAGGGAUGGGACAAAAAUAAAGUGAUGCAAAUAUUGAUAAAUUGUGGUCUUCAUGGAAUGGAAGUAAUCCAAGGGAUAGUUUUAAAGGAAGGAAAGCCAUGUGAUGUAGAUUGGGAUCUUGAAGCCUUUUCAAGAAUGUGUGACCUUAGAUUACUUAUUAUAUCAAGUAAUUUGAACCUUUCACAUGGCCUCAAAUGCCUUCCUAGCGCCUUGAAAGUUCUUCGAUCGAAGGAAUAUCCUCUUGACACUCUUCCUCCUGGAAGCCAGCUAGAUCAACUUUGCUUGAAGAAUCUAAUGCUUUUGGACUUGAGUCAUUCUACGUACUUAAUUAAAACGCCCAAUUUCUUGGAUCUUCCAAAUCUGGAAAAAUUAAAACUUGAAGGUUGUGUAGAUCUUGUUGAGCUUCAUCCUUCACUUGGUGAGCACAAAAAGCUUCUUGCGUUGAAUUUGAAAGGCUGCGAAAAACUUAAAGUCCUUCCACAAAAUUUGGAAAUGACUUCUCUCAAGGAAUUUAUUUUAGAAGAAACUGGCAUAGAAGAAGUGCCUGCUUCGCUUGGACUUUUGACAAGCGUUGAAGUGUUAAAUCUAAGAGGUUGCAAGCAUCUUAAAUCCCUCCCAAAAAGGUUGGAAAUGACUUCUCUAAAGGAAUUUGUUCUUUGCGGAUGCAAUCAAGUAAAAAAUCUUCCUGAGUUUAAUGAAGACAUGACAAAUCUGGUUAAACUUGAUAUUGGGGAGACAAAUGUGGUCGAUCUUCCUGAGUCACUUGGAUUAUUGACUAGUCUUGAAUCUUUGAAUUUGAGGCAUUGCAAGAAUCUUGUUUUCCUUCACCAUAACAUUAAAAAAUUGAAACAUCUCAAGGUUCUUGAUAUUUCUGGAUGCUCAAAGUUUUCGAGGUUGGCAGAUAACUUGAAUGAAAAUGAAGCCUUGGAGGAGCUUGAUGUAAGUGGAACAGCUAUAACAGAAGUACCUUCUUGCAUUGGGCAAAUGAAAAAUGUGAGAACAACGUCAUUCCAUGGAUGCAAAGGACCAGAGUCUAAAUUGUGGAUCUCAUUAUCAUCUCCUACGGGCUUAACAUUGCCUAAUUCUGUCUUCAAUCUUAAGUCACUAAGAAAAUUAGAUUUAAGCUAUUGUGAUAUUGGUGAUGGAUCUAUUCCAAAUGAUCUUGGAGGCUUAUCAUCACUAGAGAGAUUAGAUCUUAGUGGGAACAAGUUUGUGAAUCUACCUUCUGGAUGCAUUUCUAAUCUUAUGAAACUAUAUUUCCUUUGUUUGCAUUCCUGCCCAAGACUUCAGUCAUUGCCACAACCUUCACCAGAUUUAGAUACAAUUGAUGGAGGAGAAUGUGCUUCAUUGGAAAACUUGUCAAAUGAAAAAAUAUUACGUCUCUUUCAUUUAAUUGGACAGCCUCGCACAUAUGCUCACCGAUGGGGAUUUUCGGUUUAUAACUUCGGAGCCACCAUUCCAGGCAAAGAAAUGCCAUCAUUGUUUGAGAACCAAGAGUAUCUUUCAUUGAAUGAGAAACUUGAAGCUUCAAUAAUAAUUGACAUUCCUCCAUCUGACUUGUUUGGAUUUGUGCUGUGCACUGUGCUAGCUGAUGAUAUGUUUUAUUCCACUGAUGAGCCAAACCAAAAACAAAUCGGUUGGCUUAUUUGGUCGUUUGACUUUGUUGAAGCUUGCAAUAAUGGUGGAUUUAGAUUUGUACCAAUUGAAGGUAGGAGUCGCCUGAACGAGAAAGGAAUAAAAUCUCCUCACCUUUGGAUCGUUUUUGGGCAGAUCAGUGACCAAAUCGAUCAUGAAAAAUCAAGGAAUUGCAGCCAGAUUCGCUUGAGAUUUCAGGCUCCUGAGACUCAACCUCUAUUAAAAUUGGAUGGAAAAAUCAUUAAGUGUGGAUGGCGUGCCAUCCGCAAAGGUCAUUUUGGAAAGCUAGUCAAAUCAAUGGGUGAUGUGCACAAUGAUGAAGAAAAUACAAGGUGUUUUGAUGUUGAAGAGCAAGGACAGAGCAAUUUAUCCAUAAGUGAGAACUCUCAAACCAUAAUCAAUGAAUGUGAAACCAAGUCUCCAAAGCCAUCUUUUCUAAGCUUAGAAGAGGAAGGAAAAUCAGAUGAUUCGCGGAUGCAAUUCAUUAUUGACGAUGCAAGCACUGGUCUUUGCGAUUUUCCUCUCCACAUUGCAAGCCCAGCCACUGCGAAUGCAACGUCACUCCCCAUUGUUGAGCCAAAUGACAAUCUGAUUUCUGAGAAUUUUUUAAGGAAGAGAAACCAAGCUAAUGCUAUAUCCAAGGAUUACACUCCACAAACAAGUGCCGAGGAGAUAUUUGAAGAACUUGAGAAAGUUUUACACUCGGAAGACACUGAUGAGUUGCUGCAAAUUUAUGACAUACUUACGACUGAUGAAAGAAAAUACGAGUCAUUUAAGGCUCUUCCCACCAGAUUAAGAAAACCAUGGAUUUUAAUGCAAAUUGGAAAGAAAAAAAGUGCUUCAUAA